AUGGCUACUACAAACCGACUAAACCGACUCCGAGUGACGCUGGGCAAGCCAAUUCCAGAGCUGAACGCCCACAAGUGCCUUCACGUUCAUCAAGGUGAAGAUGAGGAGGCUAUGAAGAUUACCUUCAAGCGUACUAUCAGAGUUCCUGAUGACGGUACAACGUACAAUCUGCCUCCAGAUCUUGGCAACUUCCCUCUCUACAAUAUCGAUCAUUACAAAAAGACUCUUUCAGAGGCUAUGGCGCUAAAGGGCGGUUGUUUCAUGCCUAUUCAUCGUGAGUUAUCUCAGCAAAAGCACACUGUUUUCGGGGCCAGACGUCUCAUUCACUCGCGUCAAUUAGGACAUGAAGCUCUCUGGAUCAACUUCCAAUCCACUCGCCCGUUUGCAAUCAAAGUCCUCCUUGGUGGUAUCAACGCCAUUAGUGGUGAGCCCAUCGUCGAUUCGUUUGCAACUGUUCUUCGUCGAAGCCGUUUGAUCCAUGAAAAGAGAAGCGUCCAAGACUAUGUCGUCGUUGAUCCCGACCGAACGGGUCAACUUUGGCUUGACGGCAUUGCGAAGCAGAAUGGCGAAGUCAUGCAAUUUGUUUCUGUCCCAAUGGGCUCAGGAUAUUCUGUCGAGGCCCAGGUCGCUCAGACGGAAGCUGUUGGUGCCAUUCAGAUCCUCGUUGUUCCGAUCAAGCGUGGUCCGACUCAAUUCAUUUACGUCAAACAAUUGAACAAAGAGGGAAAGCUUCUCAUCAUGGUUCAUUCCAAUGCUUCAAUCUACGAAUUCAUGUGUGCGAUCUCAGCAAAGAAUGGUGUCCCCGUAGGACAGAUGAGACUUCUCUACAACAGCCGUCAUUUGGAAAAGAGUGAGUACCUCGGCGUCACAUUAUAUGGGCACACAGUUGAUUUUAGUAGACCACCUUCUCUCACACUAUGGGAUUCUAGAUUAAACCUUGUCCUCAACCUUCAAGGAGGUGGUCUCCUUCAGAGAUCUAACCCUUUCAACGCCGAAAUGUCAGUUGGAGUAGGCGGCAAGAUCAAGCAAUCAAUCUUGCGAGAUCCACAUGCUGCAAUUGCAUGGGACACCAAAAACUUGGCUAUGUUCAACGUUCAACUCCUCACUUCCAGUGUCUUCCAACGAGUAACUGGCAAUCGCCCACCACCAACUCCCGUAACAGCCCAAAGCUAUGCCGAUGCCGCCCAACCAUACUUUUCCCUCCCCACCCAAGCCGACUCUGGCAUCCAAGGUCUUUUCUCAGAUGUCAAAAGCAUCCAGGAGCUUGAUGCUGAGAAGGGUAUCUUGGCCAAGGAUGAGAGUUCUGCCAAGGAACUGAACUUCCCUACUAUCCAGCUCGAUAAGAGUGGACUGCAACAGCACAAGUUCAUUCCUGUGUCAGAGAUGGAAAGCGAUCUCUCCGCUUGGAACUCAUAUCAGUUCUUGUAA
Cadophora gregata is the source of this 1428-nucleotide messenger RNA. RefSeq lists its product as uncharacterized. NCBI's taxonomy places the organism in Eukaryota, Fungi, Ascomycota, Leotiomycetes, Helotiales, Ploettnerulaceae. Gene Ontology annotation, molecular function: protein binding. The transcript is spliced from 4 exons. Bases 1 to 1428 code for a protein of 475 amino acids. The record is from RefSeq and is a predicted model, not a curated record.